Molecule: messenger RNA, 469 nt
Organism: Daphnia pulicaria
Lineage: Eukaryota; Metazoa; Arthropoda; Branchiopoda; Diplostraca; Daphniidae
Exons: 2
Coding region: 57-413 (118 amino acids)
Source: RefSeq, a predicted model, not a curated record
CCUGCAAGUUGGUAAACGUGUUUUGCUGAGUUAGUAAGUAAUUAUAAUUGGUCGCUAUGGGUUUCAUCAGUUGGCUGAAGAGUCUUGGAUUUUGGACAAAAAUGCUCUUGGGCGUGCUCGCAGUCGGCGUUGUCGUUACAGUCAUCACAGUUCCAAUAACCGUAACCGCAAACAACCAGGAAGUUCCAGCUAAACCACCUUCUAACUCUUCCAGCACUUCCACCUCUACUACCACAUCGUCUUCAACCAGCACAGUAUCUAUUACAUCCACGUCAUCUCUCCCCAGCACAAUAUCUACUAAUGAAACACCUACUAGCACCACAGAAUCUUCAACCAGCACAGAAUCGACGGAAUCUACCACCAUAUCACCAACAACCCCAUCAUCUACAUCUCCAGAGUCUACAACAUGGUAGAUAGAUUACAACCGAAGAUAAUCGUCUUUGAUUCGCAAAUACAACAAAUAUCCAGC